Messenger RNA from Entrophospora sp. SA101, 1341 nucleotides. The record is from the annotation of a GenBank genome assembly. NCBI's taxonomy places the organism in Eukaryota, Fungi, Glomeromycota, Glomeromycetes, Entrophosporales, Entrophosporaceae.
AUGCCAAUUGAAUCUUUUGAGAUAAAAAAAGAAAUAUCAAAUGCUGAUGAUGCGUAUCAAUUGAACUGUGACAAAAAUAUAGAUCUUGAUAAUAGUUCUAGUGCAGAAACCAUUCAAGUUUCAACUCCUUCUGAUCACUUUAAUGACUCGAACCGUGAAGAAUCUAAGUUACCUGUUGAGAAACCUCUUGAUCAGUCAGUGAUAUCCGAAGAUGAAAAGAAAAAAAAUUCUGAAUUUUUUCUUGGAAAACGUGCUAAAACUCCUGAACGUUAUAUGAAAAUUAGAAAUUUUAUUUUAAAUACUUGGUUAAACAAUAAACCAAAAUACAUAUCAAAAACUAUUGUUAGGCCUGGACUUAAGGAUUGUGGUGAUGUUAAUGCUAUCGGACGUGUUCAUGCAUACCUUGAAUCGAUUGGUGCAAUUAAUGUUGGUUUUGCUACUAAAAUUAGGGCUGUCAAAAGAUCCUCCAAAAGAAAAUUAUCUGAUGGAUCCGCUAACAGUACUGAUGGAAGUACCUAUGAUUAUGAUCCAUUUCGUCUGGUAAAACCCAUGCAUUAUACAUCAAGAUAUCCUGCACCAUUUAAAUUGUCUGUUUCUACUAAUGUUAUGCUCAUGAUGGACUUUCAUGCUCAUUUGGCCCAUACUGAAAUCAUUGGUUUGCUUGGAGGUCAUUUCCAUUCUGAUAGUCAACUAAUGGAAAUUACUUAUGUAUAUCCUUGUAAAAGUUUAAGUACUGGUUUUCAGUGUGAAAUGGAUCCUGAGUCUGAGGUUGCUGCAAGAGAGGUUUUUUCUGAAAAGUGCUUGGAAUUUGUUGGUUGGUAUCACUCUCAUCCAACUUUUGAACCUCAGCCUUCAAUUCGUGACAUUGAAAAUCAAUCCCAGUAUCAGGAAAUGUGGAAACGUGAUGAUGGUUUGGAACCAUUUAUCGGAGUGAUUGUAACCCCAUACGAUGCAGAGAAUGUUUCUAAUAUUUCAAAAUUUAAAUUUUGGAUGAGCGGUACCAAAUAUGAUGUUUCAGGCGAAUAUAGAACACCUUAUGAGUGCGAACAUUUAGUAUCACGAUCUGAAUCUUUUCCUGAAGAUAUGUUUUCUCAAUUAUCCGAAUUGAUUAGGGAAUAUCAUAACUAUGAUCAACGAGUUGAUAUGGCACAAAAGUACCGAAAUAAUGACAAUUUUUUGAGACUUGAUAAGAUGAUGGAAUCAUUAUCAUCUCAUCUAACAUCUCAAAUCGCUGAUUCAUUGAUUUCACGUUUACGAGAACUUGUUAAUGACAAUUUUAUUAGUCAAGAAGUUUCAGAAGUAGUCAAUAAUAAUACUAAUACAAAUGUUGAAGAACCAUAA